Messenger RNA from Paramecium sonneborni, 287 nucleotides. The record is from the annotation of a GenBank genome assembly. Lineage: Eukaryota; Ciliophora; Oligohymenophorea; Peniculida; Parameciidae.
AAAUGCAAGGGAAGGGAUAAUAUAAAAAGGCUAAUGGAGAUUAUUAUGAUGGAGAUUUUGUAAAUGGUCGAAUGCAUGGAAAGGGUUAAUAUAAAUGGGCUGAUGGAGCUGAAUAUUUAGGUGAUUGGAAAGAGGAUAAGCGAGCAGGAAAGGGCCAAAUGAAAUUUGCUGAUGGAUCUUUAUAUGAUGGAGAAUGGCUUAAUGAUUAAAGACAUGGAUAAGGGCAAUUUAAAUCAGCUGAGGGUCAAAGAUCGAAUUGUAAAUGGCUAUUUGACAAAUAAAUGUGA